AGUUACAAAAAAAAUGUGAAAAAAAGGGAACCAGUGAACCGAGUAUUCGAAUUGCUUGGUGGGGCUUUCCGAAGCAUGCGGAAGAGAAGUAUUUUAAGGAUAAAAUCAAGUAAAAAUCCCCAGAAGGAAAUCAGAAAAUUAUUUCUUUUAAAACGAAAAUUAUUUGAACAGCUUUUACGGUAAACUUUGACAUGGACGAUCUUUUUGCGUCGAAGGAUGAAUCUUGUGGUUCGGAUAGCGAGUCAUUUACUACAUGCCAUCCAGGUUACAUGUAUUUUUUUAUGAUCACAUAUCUGCACUGUAUCAACAAGCAAAUAGAGGCAAAACUAGAAAGUGAUGUAGGAUUGAAUUGGCGAGCCAACAACAUUUGGUAUGGCGUCUCUGUCGAUAAAAACCUAUUGGACACUGUAUUCGGCUCAAUAAACAAUUUGGAAAAAAUAUUCUUUGCAAGUAGAAUAUUAAAGAAGGACGACGACCUUCGAAAAGCAAAAUUCUGCACUCGUGGUGAGGAAAUUCUACCAGCUCUCCAACACAAGUAUCAACAUUUGGACUUUGGUUUGAAAUCAUACUUUAUUGUUGCACAGAUAUCUUCAAAGCAUAUUCAACUCAGUUUGCAUCAAGUUGUUAAACUGGUAUCACCCGAAGAAGAUCCAGCGUCCAUCAUUAUUCAGGAUGAAAUGUUACAUAUCGAUGAUGUAUCUGAUACACUUUGUAAGAGUAUUAUGAAGAGCCUACAAGUCAAUUGUCAAGUUGAUUAUUGUACCACACACAAGAGUCAGGGAGAUACACAAUAUGAUUUUCAGUCAUUAGAGAUAUAUAGCAAUAUUUAUCGAAAUUUAAAACCAUGUGUUGUUGAACUUUUCGAAAAAAACAAAUCAAAUUUGGACAUGGAUUCCAUUAUACAGCUGAGUAUCAACACGAAAUGUGGUUGCAGUAUAAGCAUAUUUCUUCGUGAUAUUAUUGAAGUAGGCCUUAUGUCAGUGAUAGAAGGUAUAACAACAGAUAUAGUGGCUUCUUUGACUGACAAAACGUUAUUCGGAAACUAUGUGCCGAAUUAUAUUUUUGUGCUUGGAAAUCCGUUCAAUCUGGUGCAGCGUUCAAAAAUUCACACAGCAUACACCAUGAUAAUGCAAAAAGCAAUUGAUGACGCCGUAUAUAUCAAAGAAAAAGAUACAAAGACAUUUGUACCAAGAGAAUCUAUUUACCAAUUACUGAAGACGUUUUCAUCUAGAAAAAAGCCUUACAUGUUUGAUAGGUUUGUCACUGGAACUUUGUGCCAAGUAUCAAGCAAUACAUACGGGAUGCGAAUUUCAUUUAAUUUUCCAGUCGAAUGGAUGACUUUCACCCGAAUAAACAGUGAUGGCGAUAUCAAAAAUACUAUUGCAGAUGAUGGUAGUUAUUUGGUACUUAUACAGAAAGGAAAGCCAGUUCCUACAAAUGGGCAUAUAAUUCAAAUCAAUAAACCUGAAGGUAAGUUCGUUGCCAUGAUUGUUCUUCUUCGUUUGUGCUAAUGAGACUCACUUCUACUUACACAUAGGUAUCUCUUUAAAUUUUCUUCCAUUAGAAAGUUCAACCAAUACCAUUCCGAACAAGUAUGCUCUAUUGCACGGCGACACUCCUGGUGGUACAUAUAAAAUAUACGCCAGUGCUUUAUCGCGUUAUAGAAUUGGAACAUUUGUGGUAGAAUAUGAGCAGAUUAGCAAUAAUUUAUCUAUCAAAGUGUCACGAGGAUGUAUGGGUCAUAUUAGGGACUAUAUUGAUAGACUUUAUUACGUAACCGAAAAUGUCAUGGAGCCAUUGACACUCGCUUAUAUAUAACCUAUCUUUCCUUCAAUAAAAUCAUAUAUUAUACACAACAAAUUAA
This is a messenger RNA of Mucor mucedo, 1864 nucleotides long. RefSeq lists its product as uncharacterized. The coding region runs from base 192 to 1511 and encodes 439 amino acids. Lineage: Eukaryota; Fungi; Mucoromycota; Mucoromycetes; Mucorales; Mucoraceae. The transcript is spliced from 2 exons. The record is from RefSeq and is a predicted model, not a curated record.